Molecule: messenger RNA, 701 nt
Organism: Megalobrama amblycephala (Wuchang bream)
Lineage: Eukaryota; Metazoa; Chordata; Actinopteri; Cypriniformes; Xenocyprididae
Gene: limd1b
Product: LIM domains containing 1b
Exons: 7
Coding region: 113-628 (171 amino acids)
Biological process (GO): response to hypoxia; positive regulation of miRNA-mediated gene silencing; cytoskeleton organization
Cellular component (GO): nucleus; transcription regulator complex; P-body
Molecular function (GO): transcription corepressor activity
Source: RefSeq, a predicted model, not a curated record
ACUAGAGAAUUCACAGUAUGUUCUCCGCUUACGGCCGGAGACAGAGUCUGUCUGCAGGAGCAGGACAUCAGUGACACUUUACUGUCCCGUCUCUGUCUGGCACGCACAGAAAAUGGACACAAACUCUUUAUGCUUUGGUACAUGCGGAAAGUGCAUGAGAGGCGUUUAUGUUGCUGAUCAGGCCUGCCAAGCCAUGGGACAAGUGUACCAUGACAGCUGCUUCACCUGCUGUGCCUGCGGCCAGAAACUAAAAGGAAAGCAGUUUUAUGACUUUUCAGGACGGGUGCUCUGUGAGGAGGAUUAUUUGUAUUCCAGCGUCAAGCACUUUGCAGAGGUUUGCACAUCCUGUGGAUAUUUAAUCACAGAUAUGGUGCUCCAGGCUUUGGGAAAGUCCUUCCAUCCUGAAUGUUUCCGCUGUGUCAUCUGUAACGAGGCGCUGGAGGGACAGCCGUUCAGUGUUGACACACAAAAAAAGAUAUAUUGUGUGAAAGACUACCACAGGUUUCUAGCCCAGACCUGUGCUGUGUGUGAACAGCUCAUCCUUCCCACUGAGGGUUCAAAUGAGAUUGUGCGAGUGAUGUCCAUGAGCAGAAGCUACCAUGUGGCCUGUUAUGAAGGAAAAAAUUAGAUUUAAUCACUGUAUAUUUAAUUCAGUGUUUGUUUGUUUUUUGUACCACAGUAAAUGCUGAUUGUUGACAUGA